Messenger RNA from Brachypodium distachyon (stiff brome), 3302 nucleotides. RefSeq names its product probable flavin-containing monooxygenase 1. NCBI's taxonomy places the organism in Eukaryota, Viridiplantae, Streptophyta, Magnoliopsida, Poales, Poaceae. Gene Ontology annotation, molecular function: N,N-dimethylaniline monooxygenase activity; NADP binding; flavin adenine dinucleotide binding. The transcript is spliced from 2 exons. Bases 357 to 1985 code for a protein of 542 amino acids. The record is from RefSeq and is a predicted model, not a curated record.
CAUGAGAAAAUAGUCUCGCCCAACUAGUAUCCAUGAGCUCACUAGUACAAUCCCUCUCCCAAGUAGCCUCUUGGACCACGUUGAUAGGGUAAAGCCAUGACCAUGAGGUUAAGAAAAAGCCAUGACCAUGAAGCAGCCAAGAUCGAACGGCACUGCACAUUGCCCGAACCGAACCAUAUCGAAGCAACAAAUUUUCCGAUUAAAAAAUGCCGCACAUGAUCCGCGCCCAGCCACUUGCAUAUAAUAAUCGGAAUAUUAGCAGCAGUACUUCUUUGGAUUAACCUUGAGAAUUGCUAGUAGAUCACAAUCCAAGAAACAUCACCCGGCUGCGCUGACCGGCCGAUCGAUCGCUCGAAAUGGAUCAGAGGGCGAAGAGGGUGGCCAUCGUGGGCGCCGGCACGAGCGGCCUCGCGGUCUGCAAGCACCUCCUCGCGCGCGGCUUCCGCCCCGUCGUCUUCGAGGCCGGCGCCGCCGUGGGCGGGCUCUGGACGCGCACGCUCGCCUCCACGCGCCUCCAGUCGCCGGCCGCCGUCUACCGCUUCUCCGACUUCCCCUGGCCGGAGUCCACGGACGCGUACCCGCGCAGCGCCCAGGUCGCCGCCUACCUCGCCGUCUACGCGCGCCGCUUCGGCGUCCUCGAGCGCGUCAGAUUCCGGAGCACCGUCGUCUCCGCCGAGCACGUCGGCGACGGCGGCUGCGAGGACGCCGCCGACGGGUGGGACCGGUGGAACGGCAACGGCGAGGCGUUUGGGGACGGCACGGGCGUGUGGCGCCUCACCGUGCGCCAUUGCCAUGGAGAGCCGGAGCCGGAGAAGACGACGACUGAGGUGUGCGAGUUUGACUUCCUGAUCCUGUGCGUGGGCAGGUUCAGCGGCGUGCCGAAUGUCCCGGCGUUCCCGCCUGGGCGUGGCCCGGAAGCGUUCAAGGGGCGCGUGCUGCACUCCAUGGAGCUCUCCGACAUGGGCCACGCGGACGCCGCCGCGCUGCUGAAGGGGAAGCGCGUCGCCGUCGUCGGCUCCGGCAAGUCCGCCUUCGACAUUGCCGCCGACUGCGCCGACGCCAACGGUGCGGAGCGGCCGUGCACGAUGGUCUGCAGGAACCCGCAGUGGCUGCUGCACGACACGCAGAUCUGGGGCAAGCUCAACAUCGGCUACCUCUACAUGAACCGCUUCGCGGAGCUCAUGGUCGCCAAGCCCGGCGCCGGGGUCAUCUCCCGCCUCCUGGCCACGCUCCUCACGCCUCUGGGCUGGCUGGUGUCCGCGGUGACAGGGGCGUACUACCGGAGCGCGAUCCCGAUGCGGGAGCACGGCAUGGAGCCCGGGCACGGGUUCGCGAGCUGCGUCUCCUCCUGCCUCAUCGCCAUGCUCCCCGACGGCUUCUACGACAAGGUCAAGCAAGGCAGCAUCGUCUUCAGGAAGCUCCCUACGGCCUCGCCCUUCACCUUCUCCAGGGACGGGCUGGAAUUCCUCGACAACAGUGGCGAGAGCGAGAGCACCGUGAAGAAGAUCCCGGCCGACGUGGUAAUCCUCGCCACGGGGUACCGCGGCGACCAGAAGCUGAGGGACAUGUUCGCGUCCCCCAGACUGAAGGCGAUCGUGGCCGGGUCGCCCGACGCCGCCGUGCCGCUGUACCGGAACUGCGUGCACCCGCGGGUGCCGCAGAUGGCGGUGGUCGGGUACGCGGAGGGGCUCAACAACAUCUACGUGUGCGAGAUGAUGUCCAAGUGGGUGGCGCGGCUGCUGGACGGCGCGUUCCGGCUGCCCGGCGUAAGGCGGAUGGAGGGGAGCGUGGCGGAGUGGGGGAGGUACUACCGGAGGAGCGGCGGCGGCGGGGAGCAUUUCAGGAGGUCGUGCUUGGGCGCGGUGAACGUCUGGUAUAACGACGAGCUGUGCCGUGAUAUGGGGUGCGAUCCGAGGAGGAAGAAGGGGCUCCUCGCCGAGUGGUUCCAGCCUUACGGCGCCGUCGACUACGCCGGCAUACAGUGAGAGCUGAGCUCGAUCUCGGGAGCGACAUGGAUUUGCGCUUGCCGCAGCAAUAAAUUUCUUCGUUAUCAGUGUCGCAAAAAGUUUAGGGAGAAAAUUACGUAAACCACCUUUAAAAAAAAAUCACACCGAUUUUGGGGACACCCGUCACUCCAAACAGUAAUCUUUCAACGUAAAUUGAUGGUAAAUCUAACAAUGGGACCCACUUCUUGGAGCCAACGUGGCGCCACAUCAACACUCAUCAGCCAGCAAAGAAAGAAAACGAAUUAUAACCAUUCCCCGCGGACGUGGACUACUUGCUGUCCUGCGGUGGAAUUCGUCCCGGAGAAACCUCCCCCAUGGCCGUGGACAAGCUGCUCCAGGCGGCGCGCCUGGCUCCAUCCGUGUCUUCGCCGCCGCUCCGAGCAUGGGACAUGGGCAGCUCUGCACGCUGUUCGACCUGCCCAUCGCGGCGGCGCUCUGGUCGUCCGCCGCGCGUCAGAAGGAGGGGGGGGCUCGUGCGCCGCUGCUCGCCGCAUGUCUGGAGGAGGGGCUGCUCGUGCGCCGCAGCUCGCGCCCCGCUUUCGGGAGGAGGGGGACUCGUGCGCCGUUGCUCGUGCCGCGCAUAGGGAGGAGGGCGGCUCGUGCGCCGCUGCUCGUGCCGUGCGUCGGGAGGAAGUUGUUCGCGCCGCGCGUCAGGAGGAGGGGCGGCUCGUGCGUCGCUGCUCGUGCCCCACGUUCGGGAGGAGGGGGACUUGUGCGCCGCGGCUCGUGCCGCGCGUAGGGAGGAGGGGCGGCGCGUCGGGGGAACCGAACCUGGAGCUACACGACCAGCAGAGGAGCGACGACGCGGGGGCGCUCCGGGCAGCAACGGGCUCGGGAGAGGGCGUCGGUGGCUUCGCAAAAGAGAGGCGGACGUCCUGGCGCCAGAAGCGGGGGAGGCUUCGGUUGGGCAAAUGGGGAGCGGCGGCGCACUGCCGGAGGCGUGGAAGUCGACCUCGCGCGGGGGCCUUGGGGCAUGCGCGGGGUUCAGGCGUUGUGGGUUAGGGUGCAGGGCGACGCGCGGGGUCAGGGAGGCCUAGAGGUCGACGGGGAGCGGCCGGAGUUGGGCUAUAGAGUUGGCCGGAAUUGGAGAAGAAAAGGGAGAGAGAGGAGGGCUCGGGUAAGGGAUGGCAAGGUGGACGAUUUGUCCAUCGUGGCUCCACGUUGGCACCACGAGGUGACCUCUUGUCAGUUUUACCGUCAAAACGGACUUAACUGCGAAAUCAGUGCGCGGGAGUACCCGUGUCCCAAAAAACGGUGGUAAUUUGAUUUUUUUUAAAUAAAGAUAGUUUUCCUAGA